This is a messenger RNA of Rotaria sp. Silwood1, 1278 nucleotides long. NCBI's taxonomy places the organism in Eukaryota, Metazoa, Rotifera, Eurotatoria, Philodinida, Philodinidae. The record is from the annotation of a GenBank genome assembly.
AUGCUAGAUCGUGCAUUCAAGAGAGAGCUGGACUCGAUCCCGAUUACUUGUUUUCAUAAAGUGGAUGAGAACUGCACGUGGACAGGACCAUUGAAAACGUAUCAAGAACAUCUAGAUCGUAAUCACAUUCAUUAUACUUGCGAUGAUUGCAAAGAACAAUUUCCAUCGAGUAAAGCAUUAGAAGAUCAUAGAGCAAAAACAUGUUCAGCUCUUUUUCAAGCAUGUCCUUUAGCACCACAUUGUUGUCAAGAAAUGAUUCGAAAAGACGAAUUUUCAAACCAUUUAUUGAGUGAAAAGCAUCAGGAAACAGUUGCUUUAAUUUUAACUGGUAAAUGUGAAAUUGCAGAAACAUCGGAUCAAGAUCAAUCAAUGGAGCUGACUUCAAAUAAUAAUAGUGAACUUGAACAACAAACUUCAGAGAAAUUAUCUGAUUUAGCUGAAAAAGUUCAAAAGUUGAAUGACGAUACAGUUCAAUUAAGUCGUGAUUUUGUUAAAUUAAAUGAACUUUGUCAAGUAGCUAUUCAAGAAGUUAAUCAUUUUCAAAUAGCAGCUAAUGGAAGAAAUAUUACGAUGUCUAGUUUACAACCCAAACAAGACUCUAUACAGAAAGACAUCGAGCGAUUGAAGCAAACUCUUGAAGAAAAUCAACAUGUAUCAACUGAUGCUACAUUAACAUGGUGUGUUGAUCGUGUAGCAGAACGAAUGGCUGAUGCUCAAUCAGAACGACAACCGAGUAUUUAUUCGCCAAUAUUUUAUUCGUCACUAACUGGUUAUAAAAUGCGCGCACGUUUAUAUCUACAUGGUGAUGGUAAUGCUAGAAGAACUCAUAUGUCAUUGUUCUUCUUACUUAUGAAAGGAGAAUAUGAUGCUCUGCUACCAUGGCCCUUUUCUUACAAAGUAACAUUUUGCUUAUUUGAUCAAACAGGCAACAACCGACAUAUUAUCGAUUCCUUUCGUCCUGAUGUUAAAUCUAGUUCUUUUCAACGUCCAGUAAACGAUGCCAAUAUCGCUAGUGGCAUUCCAAAAUUUUUUCCACUCCCAAUGAUUCAACAAGAUGACAAUCCUUACGUACGUGAUGAUAUACUUUUUAUCAAAAUUAUUGUUGAUCUUAAUGAGACUCCAAAAAUGAUAUUGCCGUACAUGUUAACACUCAAUCCUGGUCUACCAAAUCAUGUACAGCAAGUUUUAAUUGCUCAAGAAAAAGCCAAACGAGAUCAACAACAGAACAAUCUCAACGUGCUUGCAGCGACCCAAGCAUCUACGAGCACUUGCGGAUAG